Molecule: messenger RNA, 1559 nt
Organism: Nothoprocta perdicaria
Lineage: Eukaryota; Metazoa; Chordata; Aves; Tinamiformes; Tinamidae
Gene: SLC6A8
Product: solute carrier family 6 member 8
Exons: 11
Coding region: 36-1535 (499 amino acids)
Biological process (GO): sodium ion transmembrane transport
Cellular component (GO): membrane
Source: RefSeq, a predicted model, not a curated record
CUCUGCCCCGCGCGCCAGGUCUGGGCUUGGCCUCUAUGGUGAUCGUCUUCUUCUGCAACUCCUACUACAUCAUGAUCCUGGUGUGGGGGCUCUUCUACCUGGUGCACUCGCUGACGGACACGCUGCCCUGGGCCACGUGCGGCCACGCGUGGAACACGGAGCAGUGCGCCGAGUUCUUCCACCUGGAGCUGUGCGCCAACGCCAGCGCCAACGCCAGCGCCUUCAACGUCAGCUGUGCCGACAUGGCCAACAAGCGCUCGCCCGUCAUCGAGUUCUGGGAGAACAAAGUGCUGCGGCUCUCGGGGGACCUCAGCGAGCCGGGGGAGAUGAACUGGCAGAUGAUCCUCUGCUUGGUCACCACCUGGGUCGUGGUCUACUUCUGCAUCUGGAAGGGCGUCAAGUCUACGGGGAAGAUCGUCUACUUCACGGCGCUCUUCCCCUACGUGGUCCUCAUCCUGCUGCUGGUCCAUGGCGUGACGCUGCCCGGCGCGCUGGGCGGCAUCGUCUACUACCUGAAACCCGACUGGUCCAAGCUGGCCGAGGCGCAGGUCUGGAUCGAUGCGGGCACCCAGAUCUUCUUCUCCUACGCCAUCGGGCUGGGAGCGCUGACCGCGCUGGGCAGCUACAACCGCUUCCACAACAACUGCUACCGGGAUGCCUACAUCCUGGCCGUGAUCAACAGCUCCACCAGCUUCUUCGCCGGCUUCGUCGUCUUCUCCGUGCUGGGCUUCAUGGCUUCGGAGCAAGGCGUGGACAUCUCCAAGGUGGCCGAGUCCGGCCCGGGCCUGGCCUUCAUCGCCUACCCCAAAGCCGUGACGCUGAUGCCCUUGUCCCCGCUCUGGGCCACGCUCUUCUUCUUCAUGCUCCUCGUGCUGGGACUUGACAGCCAGUUCGUCGGCGUGGAGGGCUUCAUCACGGGCAUCCUGGACCUCUUCCCCCAGCCGGGGGCCGGCUCGCUGCGCCGGGAGCUCACCGCCGCGCUCUGCUGCCUCGUGUGCUGCCUCAUCGACCUCUCCAUGGUGACACAGGGCGGCAUGUACGUGUUCCAGCUCUUCGACAACUACUCGGCCAGCGGCAUCACGCUGCUCUGGCAGGCCUUCUGGGAGUGCGUCGUCAUCGCCUGGGUCUACGGUGCCGACCGCUUCAUGGACGACGUGGCCCGCAUGAUCGGCUACCGGCCCCUGCCCUUCAUGAAGUGGUGCUGGGCCGUGGUGACGCCGCUGGUCUGCGUGGGCAUCUUCGUGUUCCACGUGGUGAACUACAAGCCGCUGACGUACAACAAGACGUACGUGUACCCGUGGUGGGGCGACGCCAUCGGCUGGGUGCUGGCGCUCUCCUCCAUGCUCUGCAUCCCCUGCACCGUCCUCUACAAGCUCCUGCGCUGCAAAGGCUCCCUGCGCGAGCGCUGGCAGCUCCUCACGACGCCCAUCUGGGGCCACCACCACCUGGAGUACCUGACGCCCGAGGCCGAGGCCAAGCUGCUGGCCCCGGAGCCGCCCAAGGAGAAGGCGACGCUCUUCGAGACUGUGAUCUGAGCGCCGCGCCGCUCCCGCCCGCCA